CAGGAGAGGGAGGGAAACGUCAGUCAGUAGUCCCGAGAACUCACGAGAGUUUGUGUGUGUGUACAGUGAAUGUGUGUGUAUAUGCUGGCAGUGAAGAACACUUCCUUCAUUUUUAGAUUUUCUUCUUUUUUUUUUCGAAUCGACGUUGUUUUCCCUCUUGUUUGUUAUUUUCUCUCUUUUAACUGGAUCGACCAGGCCGAUGACGUUUUAAUGGAGGUCUCGUCUGCAAGGCUGGGUGCAAGUGUGUGGCCUUAAAGAACGCACAUGGGCCACAUCAUCACCAACAGGUUGGGAUUGCACAAAGUUUCGGAAGAAAAACGCGAAAACUUGCAAGCAGCGGGCGUUGCCUAGUGCCUUAGCCAUUGUGUCUGCAGCCAUUCCAGCCAAAAACACUUGCCUCUCUGCCGGACUCGAUGUGGCUGUCCUUCUCUCAUGGCCAAAACACUUUUGACAGGAUACCCCAGCUAUGACAGCCCAUCUUCUCUCUCAGUUGAGGCUGAGAUCCUCGUGACGCGCAUGACUGGACUUGGCGUCGUCGGCGGCCUCCCCUUUUGGCCGGCGCGAGGCUGAUCCGCCAAAGAAUCUCUUUAGUGUUGGACGAGCCUCUGGGCCGGACGCAGCCGUUUGACUCCUCGUUCAAAGACGACGACCCCCCAAAGUGUCUCUCAUCUUCUUCUUUCUUGUUUCUUUCUUGUUUCUUGUUUCUUUUUAUUUCGACUCGGAUGUGCAAUCCGGUCGAUGGACGCAGGCCGAUGGCAGGAAUUUCUCUUUGGACGCGCCCGGGUGGCGGGCGGUAUAAAUAAGAUGUGGAAUCCGCCUACUCGUGCUCUUUGCAUCAGCCGGACGGGACGACGCAACUCGCUCACCUCUGUGCCGUGCAGCAGCAGCAACAACAAGGGCAAAGUGCCGCGGCUGCUGUUGUACGUGUUGUUGUUGUGUUGUUGUCGGUGAGUGUCGUCGGGUGGGCCCAACAACUUACGCACGGCUUGUGUGUAGUGUGUUGUGUAGUGUGUGUGUGUACUAUUAUCCAACUGCGCUCUCGUCCCCUGGACUCUCGACAGAGACAGAAAAGAUAAAGCGGGGGCUAAAAAUAAUCCGCAUUGCCGGAAUAGUAUCGACCUCUUGUUCUCCUUGUGUCUGCCACGACGACAACGACGGCGACGUGGAAUUAUCAAAAAGACAAUUGGAUGCUCCUCUCUCUCCCUCCCUCUCUCUCUUCCUUCUUAUUUCAUCCGCAAAAGUCGACCCACAUUCGCCCCCCCCCCCCUCCCAACUGACGUCUAAAUUCGCCAGUGGGCGCCUGAUGGUCAACAACAACAUCCCGUCUACUUCAAUUUCUCUUGAUUGUUCAGAAAACGUUUUAGAUAGUUGCAUUUCGUUGGAAACGGGUCGGACUCCGGCUGGCGGAUCGUCUUUCUGUCGGUUCAAGCCGAACUGAAAGAGCUGGAUUUAUGCGGCUGGAUUCUGUGGACGCGUGAUGAAGUUACGUCACCAGCGUCGACAUCAUCAUCUUCAUCAUGGAACCAGAAUCGCGAUACAUUGUACAGGUGUUUGUGGGCGCCCUGUCGCCCGAAUUCGAGGCCUUAUCGAUCGAAGCCCUCAAGGGCACGACGGCCGACGAGAUGGUCUGCUGCAUCGUCGACAAGCUGCAGCUUCCCCUGCCCAUCGAAUCUUAUGAGCUGGCCGAAGUGGUGGGCAAUGCCGUCGGACAGGAGUGCAAGGAGAGGCGACUGGCCUCUCACGAACUGCCGGUCGCCCUUAUGCUCCUCUGGCCAAAAGUCUCGUCGCCAGCCCAGGAGACCGCCUCCGCCCUGGCCGCAUUGGCCGCCCACCGCAAGCUUCUCCAGCGAUCCAUUUCCAGGACGCUGGAAAGUCGUCCGAUCGAAGAGGAAGGAGCCGAUUCCGGGGCCGUGGCGCCGGAUGACUCGCAGCAGUCCGAGUAUCGGUUUUACCUGCGCGAGAAGCUCAACGACACGGUGUGGUCGGAGGCGCUGAACGCGGACCCGCAAGUGAUCCGGGACUACUUUUACCGGUUCCUGUAUCAGCCGCGGGAUCGCGAAUACCCCGACCUGUGCCAGUUGCCCGACUUGAACGAAGAGACUCUGAUGGACAACCUGCGGGCCCGCUUCCAGGCCGGCCACAUCUACACCUACGUCGGCUCGAUCCUCAUCGCCGUCAACCCUUUCAAGUUCUACCCGAUUUACAACCCCAAGUACGUCAAACUCUACCAGAACCGGCGGCUGGGCGAGUUGCCUCCGCACAUUUUCGCCGUCGCCGACGCCGCCUACAACGCCAUGAUGCGCGAUCGGAAACCCCAGUGCAUCGUCAUCAGCGGUGAAUCCGGUUCGGGCAAGACGGAGUCGACCAACUUCCUGCUGCACCACUUGACGGCCUUAUCGCAAAAGGGAAGCCAAGGCUGCGGCGUAGAGCAGACCAUACUCAGCGCCGGGCCCGUCCUUGAAGCUUUUGGCAACGCCAAGACGUCGCACAACAACAACUCUAGCCGCUUCGGCAAGUUCAUCCAAGUCAACUAUCGCGAGAAUGGACAAGUUCACGGGGCCCUCGUGCAAAAGUAUCUGCUCGAGAAGACGAGGAUCUGCUUCCAGGCGAAGAAUGAGAGAAACUAUCACGUCUUUUAUCACUUGCUCGUCGGCUCCUCGCCCCAGGAGAAACAGGCCCUUCAUCUGCUACCCCCGGAAGCGUAUCGAUACUUGAAUCAGAGCGACUACCACAAUCUGGACGAAGGUGACGAGUGCUACGAGCUGUCCAGGCUCAAACAAUCGAUGGAGUUUGUUGGCUUCUGCAGCGAGACCCAGCGGCGCAUCUUUUCCGUCCUGUCGGCCGUCCUGCACAUCGGCAAUCUCGAGUUCCAGCCGAAGAAAUCGACGUACAAUCACGACGAGUCGGUGACGGUCAAGAACACGGCCGUCGUGGCCACCAUCGCCCAGCUGCUGAGAGUCAAGGAGGAGAUUCUGCACCAGGCGCUCAUCUCCAAACGUGCCAGAGCAUCCGGAGAGACGCUCGUCAUCAACUACCGUAUGCCAGAGGCGAUUGCGGCGCGGGACGCUAUGGCCAAGUGCCUUUACGGCUCACUGUUUGACUGGAUCGUCAUGCAACUGAACCAUGCCCUGCUGGCCAAGAAAGACGUCGACAAAAUGCAGCGGGCCUACUCGAUUGGGGUCCUCGACAUCUUCGGCUUUGAAGAUUUCGGCCACAUGAACAGUUUCGAGCAGUUCUGCAUUAACUACGCCAACGAGCACCUGCAGUACUACUUCAACCAGCACGUUUUCAAGUACGAGCAGGAGGAGUACAAGCGCGAAGGCAUCCACUGGGUCAACAUCCAGUUUGUCGACAACACGGGCUGUCUCCAGCUCUACGAGUCCAAGCCCAACGGACUCCUCUGCAUCCUGGACGAUCAGUGCAAUUUCCCCGGCGCCACCAACGAGACGCUGUUGCAAAAGUUCAACUCAGUCAACAAGGAUAACGACUACUACGAAGUGCCACAGAAGCGGGAGGCCGCCUUCAUCGUCCGGCACUACGCUGGCAAGGUCAAGUACCAGUCGAACGAAUUCCGCGAGAAGAACCUCGACCUGAUGAAGGCUGACAUCGUCGCCGUCCUCAAGUCCAGCCAGUACGCCUUCGUCCGCGAAUUGGUCGGCGGCGAUCCCGUCGCCGUCUUCCGCUGGGCCAUUUUGCGCGCCUUUAUCCGCGCCUACUUUGCCUUUAUCGAGUCCGGCAAGCGACAUCGCGAUUUGACUUUGUCGGGCCAGGACAGCCUGACGGGCAAAGGGAAAGGUGGUGACAGCGCCCGGAAAAACCGGAUGUCCAAAGCGAGAAGCCGGCCGUCGAAGAAUUGGCGCAAUUUGGAAACGGUUCGAACGCUGGCCGGGCGGUUAGGUCACAGCAGCUCGUCGCUGAAUUCAUCCGCAGCCCCUUCCAACGUUUCCUCUUCGCAUGAAAAGUUGACGGUGUCGGCGUCCGGCACAACCACAGUCACAAUCACGUCGACCGGCAGCCACCAGUCGAUCCGCAGCGAGAGCCUCCUCGUUGUCCACAAGAACGUGAAAAAAGCCCAGACGGUCGGCGCCCAGUUCCAGCACUCGCUUCAGAGCCUCAUGGUGGCGUUGAACACGGCCAACCCGUUCUUUGUCCGCUGCAUCAAAAGCAACCGACUCAAGGGCCCCAACCAAUUUGACGAAGAGAUCGUCCUCCGCCAACUCCGCUAUACCGGCAUGCUGGAAACGGUUCGCAUCCGCCAAGCUGGUUUCAAUGUCCGAUUGACGUUUGAGGAAUUCAUUCACCACUAUCGAAUCCUUCUCCCACGUGGGUUGUUGAGUUCUCAAUCAGACGUGCACGAUUUCUUGUGUCGAAUGAAUCUCAAUGCGGAGCACUACCAAAUCGGCCACCAGAAGAUCUUUUUGCGCGAGUCGGAGAAAGCCAAACUCGACUACCGGCUGCACCAGGCCAUUUUGGCCAGCAUCGUCACCAUCCAGCGCUGGUUUCGCACAUGCCUGGAGCGGCGCAAUUUCCUCUCGCUUCGCAGGGCCGUCGUCCGGAUCCAGUCCUAUGUUCGAAUGAUCAACGCCCAGCGCCAAGUGAUGAACCUUCGCGUCCGUCACAUGGCGGCCACCUUCAUCCAGAAAGUUUGGCGCGGAUAUCAGGUCCGCCAUUGGUACACGAACCUACGCUGCUCGGUGGUGAGUUUCCAGUGCCGGGCGAGAGGGAAUCUGGCCCGGAGGCGGUUCGAGCAGAUGAAACAGCAAGGAGACGCCCACUCGGGCAAGAGCACCGAUGAGGCCUUCCUGUCGAAAGGAUCGUCGCAGGAAGAGCUGGACAAGGAAACCAAGGAUCUGAUCGAACAACUCAGUUCGGAAGAGAGUAGCGGAAUCCAGGAAGACAGCGAAUCGGAACUGAUGUAUGCGGAACUGGCUUCCGGAAUUCUGUCGUGCGCCUUGAAUUUCCCGCUGCAGUCGACGGACGACAAACGGGAUGAUCUCAAAUCGAAGAGGAGCAAGCCGUCGAUUGUGAUGGCCGCCGCCAGCAGCGCGGUGGGAGCGGCCGGACCUGUGGCCCAUUCGCCGCGGAUCGGCUCCAUCGAGGAGCUGAUCCGCGGGGCCGGCGAUUCCAGCCGGACGGAGAAGAGCGGGGCCCUGCACAAAGCCAAAAAACAUUUGAAGACGCUGAUGGGCGGCGGAUCGAAGCGGGACAAGGGCGACGCCCUCCGCCAAAUGGCCGUCCAGGGCAGCGAGGAUCGCGACAGCGACUCUGAGAGCACCUUGGUCUCGGCUUCCCGCUCGACGUCGACGCUCAACUCGGCCUCGGACUUGGAGUACGACAUGAGGUACGCCAGGGAGCGGGAGGCCAGGCGGGAAGAACGAAGGAGGAUCAUCGCCGAAAGGCUGGCCAUCCGCAGCCGGGCCAACAGCAUUUCCGACGAGUCGCACUCGCCCACUUGUCCCAAUCCGGUGCUCUGUCGGCGCUACAGCCGCGAUAUCGAAGCGGCCUCCUCGUCCAUCUACGGCUACGGCCACUCGCACGGCCACGUUCACCACAGUCACUGCUGGACCUACAGUCACGCUGUCACCAGCCAUUUGCCCAUAGCGAGGAGAGGCAGCAAAGAUGGCGGGCGCAGCGUCAGCGUGGACGGAUCGUGGCGAGGCAGCCGUGACAGCCUGCGCGAGAGAGCGGCCGGGGGAGCAGCUGGCGGGAUGACGGCCUCGCCGCUGGCCCGGCGUCAAGACAGGGACAGCAGCCAAGCGUCGGUGGCCGUGUCGGUGACGUCGUCCACCUCGUCGUCGACGGCCACGGUCCGUUCCAGUUUGAGUCAAGUCCACAAGCUGACGCGGAUGAGCAAGCUGGCCAAGAACGAGGCCUGCUCGCUCUGCUCAAAGACGAUGAGCUCCUUCUUCACCCACGGCUACAAAUGCACGUCCUGUCACUUGGUGUUCCAUGCCAAAUGCGUCCAGCAAGGCAUCACGUCCACUCAGGCUCUACCACCCACAGUCCUGGAAUGUGCGCGCCCUUCGGCCAGUCCGACCCAUCUGGAACCGGAUCCUGUCCAUAAAAUCCGUAAGGGUAGCCGUGAAACGGUCGACAGUUCGCCGGGCGUGAUUCCGCUGGGCGGCAACAACGAGAGUUCCAAGUGGAACCUGACGGGCACCAGCGAAUUUACCGAUUCGACUCAAGAAGUGGUCAACGGCGGCCAACAGCUGCACAGGCUGGACGAGUUUAUCGGCCACAAAAUCCAGAACCUGGUCGAUGACACUCGUGGUGACGCCGACCGAGUUUUCCUCUCGGCUUUACGUGAACUCAGAGGAUCUCUCAUAUCGGCUUACGGAGUAGCCUCUUGUCACGGUGGGGCAGAAGAGAAUCCAGCCAUUCGAUUGACGUACCGCGACCUGAUCGCCAAUUUCGGCAAGAUCGUCGAGUCCGUCUCGCGCGACGACACUAAAUUCCCAAAGACGCUGGUGGUCAACGCCUUCCGUGGCUAUCUCAAUGAAUUCGUGGUCCAGCAGAGAGUCGACGACAAGGAAAACAGAGCCAAAGGAGGUAAAAGGAGAAAGGAGCGAUGGAAGAAACCGACAGCCGACAAGAGCCAGCGGGGCCGAGAUCGGGAAACGAAACGGGCCAAGGGCCACGACGACGCGGCCCUGCGUCACAUGGGCCACGAGUUCACGACGCUCAACAGCGUCAUCACCAUCCCGACGGCCUGCGAAGUCUGCUCCUCCUUCACCUGGCUCAAGGAGAAGGGCCUGGUGUGUCAGAGCUGCAAGUUCACCUGUCACAAGAAAUGCUACACUCGAAUCACCACGGCCUGCACGGCCUCGUCGGCCGCACCUUCGGCGACGGGGCCCGGCUCGGUCGGCGGAGCUUCAUCCACGUCGGCCACCAUCAGCAUCGGCGGCCUGCCCAACCAAGCGACCGAGUCGUCUGGAAGUCUCUUUGGCGUCACCCUGGACAAGUUGGUGGGCCUUGGUGGCGGCGGCGCCGGAUCUCAGCAGCGCCUCCCGCCCAUCAUCGAGAGGCUCAUCUCGACCAUCGAGCUGGUCGGACUCUACACGGAGGGUCUCUACCGCAAGUCGGGCGUCUCCUCGCGCGUCCAGCAGCUCAAGAAACUGCUGGAGGAGGAAUCGUCGUCCAGCAAGGAAGGGGCGGCCAGUCUGGUCGACCUGCAGGAGCAGCCCAUCCACGUCCUGACGGCCGUCCUCAAGGCCUUUCUGCGCGAGCUGCCGCAGCCGCUGCUGACGUACGAGCGCUACGACGACUUUCUGCGGGCCGCCGACAUUGUCGACGCCAAGGAGCGCAUCUCCUCGCUGAUGGCCCUGGUCCAGGAACUGCCUCCGCACCACUUUGACCUCCUGGAGCGGCUCGUCUUUCAUUUGACUCGGGUGGCGCUCAACGAGAAGUCGAACCGGAUGGGUCCCAACGCCCUGUCAAUCGUCUUCGCCCCGUGCAUCCUGCGGACGUCCAAGAUCCAGCAGGCGCAGGACUCGCUCUCCAACGUCAGCAAGCAAACGUCGGUGGUGGAGACGAUCCUGACGGAGCAACUGCGCCGCGUUACGGAAACGCUGGCAGACAUUGACUCGCUCGACUCGGUCUGCCUGGCCUACGUCGCCCGCCUGGGCACGUUGCGCUCCUCGAAAAUGUUCCCUUCGACGACGGCCGUCGGCACCUGGGUCCUGCCCCAAUCGGACGCCUCGUCGACGACGGACAGUGCCGGCGGCCCAGCGGCCAAAAACCCGCACCACCGCAUCUUCCCGACCAUUUCGGCUCCGGCCUCUUCGUCGUCUUCGCUCUCGUCUCUCUCGGCCCGCGAUCAAGUCACCGAGGAGCGGAUGAUCCAGGAGCAUUUGGAUGAGCUCCGCGAAGAGAAGGCCGCCCUGGCCGCCACUCUGCCGUCGCUGGCCCGGGCCGCCAGCGACGACGACCUUCUCUCGACCGACGGCGACUUGGACGACCAGGACAGUCCCAUCGGCGGCAGCGUCGACGACCUGCCGGCCAGCAGUCAAUCGCGUUCCGAUUCGCGUCCAAGAGUCUUGCCAGUGUCCGGUUGUCUAGCCGUGUCCUCAUCCUCCUCAUCCUCAUCCUCUUGUACCGUCACCACCACCAACACCAGCGCCAGCAGCGCCAACAGCAGGGCUUUGCCCGCCACCAGGACGACGGUGGCCGUGGUGCCGAGCGAACCACCGCCGCCACUGCCACCUGCGGCGCCGACGGCCAAUCACCAAGACGGCGCCGACUCGUCGAUUGCCGCCAGACGGCGUUUCGAUGCCAACAAAGUCGUCAUCACGAUUGUCGGUGAGCGGGCAAAGGACGUGCCGCCGCCUCCUCCUCCUCCUCUUCAACAACAACAACAGCAACAACUGGCAAAGCAGCCGCUCACUCCCGACUGGGAAAAACGAUUGAGUGCUGGGCGGAGGGCCAUCGAGGAGCAGGCGAGGCUCAUGCAACUGCCGCAGACGAAACAUUCACUGAAUUCGACGACGACCACCGUCGUGCCCGUCGUGCCCGUCGUGCCCGGACAGCAGACGCUGAUGAUCGUCGACGGACGGCUGCCGCCCGUCCGCAAGAGCAAUUUACAGCGAUCGAAAAUCGUUCAGACGCUGUCCAUCCCAGCCGUCCCCGAGUCAUCAACUGGCGGCGGCGGCGGCGGCGGCUCUGCCGCCGAUCACGGCCAGCCGAAACGGAUCACGGCCCUCAAAGCACUUCAGCGGCUCAAGUCGACUCUUUCCAGCCCGGCCCUGGUCGACCCGGCGGCAGAAAAGACGACGACGGCGGUGGCGGCGGGAGAGUCGAUCCAGCGUCGUCACGAUCUACUCAACGGCGGCCAUCUAUUAUUGGCCAACGGUAAAAGCGGGGCCGUCAAGAAGAACCUUCGGCGUCGACUGUCUGGCGCCGACGACGGCCAUCGGCAGACUGACGGCAGCGUCAUGUCCAGUUACCAACCGCUGGAAGUCGAUCUCGACGAUGACGCCAUUAUGGUUUAGACUUUAGACGUUGCGUUUUCUAUUUUUCAUUCCCUUUAUUUCUCGUUUCUUUUCCUCAUUUCUCGUUUUAUUUUUUAAUUCAAACCAAAAAGAAAAAAAAACGGGAAAUUCAAAUUCAGACAAAAAUGGGAAGAAAAUGUGCAGUGAGUCGAGGCCAAAAGUUAACAAAACGAAACAUGACCGACUGUGUAUUACGCCGCGUGCAAUACUCUUUUUCUUUUUUUUUUUUCCUUACGUCUCUCUACGCCUUGCGCCUUGAUUAAUUAUCGUCUACUUAAUCGCCCGAAAAAACACGAUCGGAUAUUGCCGUUUCCUAAAUUCGCCGGGAAAUGAAAAAACCAAAAAUUUAAUUUUUUCUUCCUUUUUUUUUAGAGAGAGUUGGGCCCGCCUUGUCUACCGCCACGUUCCUAUUUUUUCUGUUAUGCGCUAAUUAUAAUUUUUUUUUAUUAUUAUUAAUUCAAGAAUUAUUAUUAAAAAAGAAAAAAGUAAUCUCAGAAAUCGCCUUCACUCUUUAAUUUUUGAGGGGGGACGCUCUCACAGCGCCUCUUAUUAUAUAAUAAUUAAUAUACAUAUGAAUUUAAAUAAGAUCUUUUUUUUUCCUGGCCUUUUUUUUCGUGUGUCUUGCUCAGUGCCAUGCUACUCGCUAUCACUCUCCUAUCCUCCGAUUGUUGUAUUAUUGUAUUAUUGCGUGUGAUGGAAGAGGGGGGGGGGACUGUCUUCCUGGAAACAAAAAACAAAAACAUAAAAAGGGGCGCCGCGUUCAAAUUGAGACGUCGCCGCUUGUCUUAUAUUUUGGUUGUUUUUGUGUGUGUGUUAUGUUCCCACUGGCCGUGUGUGUGUGUGAGUGCGUGGAUUUAGUUGAGGGGUUUCAAUCCAUCUUGUACCGGAGAAUUUUUGCUACUUAUUUGACAUUGAAGGGAAUUAGCCAACAGUCACCAUCACCAAACAAAUUAAAGAGAGAACAAGACAACGAGAUUCAAAUUAAAACAAAAAUAACUUAACACAACGAGAUUAAAUAAAAAACAAAACAAAAAAAACUGAACAAAAUAUGAUUUAAAUAAUUUUGAAAAAACUCAUUUAUAAAUAUGAUUAUUAUUAUCUACUCACACACACACGCAAUGUCGAAUGGAGAAAAAUGAAGCGAUUUGUUUGUUGCCUUGAAAUUGAUUUGCCUCCCGUGUCCCCUUUGUAAAUUUUUUUUUUGUGGUUAAUUGCGUUUAAUUAAAAAAGUGGGAGAGAAAAAAAAAUCAUGAAUUGUGUGUCGCAAAGAAGAAUCCUUCCCUCCUCCUUUACCACUUUUUGUUUGUUUUUUUCCCUCCGAUUCGAUGUCCUCUCUCUUUUUUCGAUCUGUUCAUUCAAAUUUAUCAUUUUACAACCGAGUGCCUUUCAAUAAUAAUUCAAAGACUAUA
Daphnia pulicaria is the source of this 10396-nucleotide messenger RNA. Its product is annotated as unconventional myosin-IXb-like. The transcript has 22 exons. Lineage: Eukaryota; Metazoa; Arthropoda; Branchiopoda; Diplostraca; Daphniidae. The record is from RefSeq and is a predicted model, not a curated record. The coding region runs from base 1518 to 8987 and encodes 2489 amino acids. Gene Ontology annotation, cellular component: myosin complex. Gene Ontology annotation, molecular function: GTPase activator activity; ATP binding; microfilament motor activity. Gene Ontology annotation, biological process: intracellular signal transduction.